This is a messenger RNA of Tupaia belangeri chinensis (Chinese tree shrew), 660 nucleotides long. Its product is annotated as ankyrin repeat domain-containing protein 26-like. Bases 1 to 561 code for a protein of 186 amino acids. NCBI's taxonomy places the organism in Eukaryota, Metazoa, Chordata, Mammalia, Scandentia, Tupaiidae. The transcript has 5 exons. The record is from RefSeq and is a predicted model, not a curated record.
AUGACCUCAGAUCAACAGCAUCAAAUCAGUAUUUCGGCACAAGCAGUAUCUCAAGAAAACUUAGAACAGUUAAGAGCGAAUAAUGGUGCUUCAUCGAUAAGUCAGAUGGAACUCAGAAUGAGAGAUUUGGAAUCUGAACUCCUCAAAAUAAGAGCUUCUCAAGAAGAUUCUAAUAAUGAAACAGAAUUAGAAAACUAUAAGCGACUCUGUCUAGAAAAGUCACAAGUUAUAAAAUCAUUAUCCAAUAAACUGAGAAUGGCUAAUGAGGAGUUAGCAGCAGCUGAGGCCCAACAUCUUGUGGAGAAACAGCGGAAUAGCCCUUUACCCAACAGUCGUACUACAAGACGAGUCCUAGUGUCAUCUACUGUUGUAAAUCCUGAUAGUAAUUUAAUGUGCAGCAGAAAUCUCAUUUCAAGAGGAACUUUAGUGCUUCCUAGCUCAAUUUCCAGGCCUUUGAAUAGCAGCACGGAGAACGAUGUGUUCCAGACACAACUGGAAUUGAUAAGAAAUAUAAGUAGAGAACUAAGUGAAGUUGCUACUGAAUUUGGAUUUUUAUCCUAGAGCUUCUCCUCAAAGAUCUUAUAAGUGAAACCGAGCUUAAGAUUUACUUUUGAGAGCAUUGUAAGAUUAUGGACAGAUCUCAAAGAAAAAUUAUAUGAU